Messenger RNA from Venturia canescens, 978 nucleotides. RefSeq lists its product as uncharacterized. NCBI's taxonomy places the organism in Eukaryota, Metazoa, Arthropoda, Insecta, Hymenoptera, Ichneumonidae. The transcript has a single exon. The record is from RefSeq and is marked provisional. The coding region runs from base 305 to 772 and encodes 155 amino acids.
AAAAAAUGAAUCGCUAAUGAAAUAUUUGAGUCAGCGGAUCUGUAAAAAUGACAUUUGGAUUUCACUGAACGUGUGUUAGAAGAUUUCGGUCCAAUCAAUGUGAAGUCGUGUGUUUACUUUAAAAAACGCAUAUUUCGACGCUCAAGCUUUUCUGAAGUAUUUGACGCAGCAAUAUAGUUUUCGCGAUCCGGUCAUGAUAUUGUUUCCGCCGCAUUGAUUAGAACUUCGAACAGCGUAGCGUGGCGCUUCAAGCUUGAACAGCAACAUCAUCAACGACAAUAGAAUUUCAAUAUUACCAGUAAAAAUGUCGAUCGUGUCGUCACCCAACGAAUGGGCAGGGACAGAUCAUCAAGUCCUACUUCCUGUGUACGAGUGGUUGAUCCCAGGCAAAAACGAUUUGGUCAAAUACCCGCGACUACUCUAUAGGACCGUGGAAUCUCUGGACGUACCUACCGACGAUGAGCUUUUGUUGGGCGGUAGUUGGACUAAUCUUACUGAUACACCGUGGUACGACGUCAGAGUUUUGCUCUGCGAAGAUAAUUUGUUCCCGUAUGACUUGACCACCCCGCAUUUCCGGGUGGCCCGCGGUGUCUUUUUGUGGGGUGCAUUUAAUCUUUCGGUUAAAACGCAUCUAAAGGACGAGGAAACCAUGUUCGUUUAUCAUCUGCCAGGGAAGUGCAUUGGCAAGUUUGAAUUCCGUUCAUCUUCUAUCCGAUUGACUGAAAUUGUUCGCAAGAAUGAUGAUGAGAAUAGUAUGGACACUUCGUCAUAACCAUAUUUCUGCACUUUUAUUCUACCUUUGAUUGUGUUUCGAAUGAUGAGCAGAAGAUUGCAGCGCUGAUCGUUGCAGAAUCCGCAGUCUGCGAUUCAACUGCUUCAAACGUAUCGAGUGAGAGUCUUUUGGAAUAUAAAUCGAUGCACCGUGAGGAUGCGUGAAUUUUAUCAACGACCCGUGUCUGUCAUAGUGUUUCUUUUUUU